Molecule: messenger RNA, 1292 nt
Organism: Trematomus bernacchii (emerald rockcod)
Lineage: Eukaryota; Metazoa; Chordata; Actinopteri; Perciformes; Nototheniidae
Exons: 6
Coding region: 39-983 (314 amino acids)
Source: RefSeq, a predicted model, not a curated record
CCUUCCUUGAGAAGCGCAUCAAAAGCUCCUUGUUGUAAAUGAUGAAUCCUUUUCAUUUCAAAGGGCUUGUGCUCGUGUUGUGCCUCCUUCCUGACUUCACAGCUUCCUCUUUGCCAAACGUGGCUCCCAGUGGAACCGCAUCUCAAGUCUCGACACGUGAGAAGGGUGGUGUUGCUUCCAAAGCCAUCGAUGGAGACAGUAACCCAUAUUUCUCGGCUGGAUCCUGCACCCAUACAGCGUAUACAGGAGAGAACCUCUGGUGGAAAUUGCUCCUGCCGGCCGUGUAUAAUAUCACAUCUGUUAGCAUCACCGGCAGAAUUGCUUAUCCUAAACGGCUCGAUUCUGCUGAGAUCCGUAUUGGGAAUUCAACAAAGGACAACGGAAGCGACAACCCAAUUUGUGCUGUUGUUACAUCCAUACCAGCUGGAGGUACUCGCACUUUCGACUGCGGAGGGAUGAUAGGUCGUUUGGUCAGAAUUAGUCUCAAUCACCCUCACGGAGUAUUGACAUUGUGUGAGGUGGAAGUGUAUGGAGAGCUGGCUCCUCCCUCGCCCUCCUUCAGUGCGGUGGUGUUGGGCCGGCGUAUAGUGGUGGUGGAGAAGAAGCUGUGCUGGUCGGAUGCUCUGUUCUACUGCAGAGACUUCUACUGGGACCUGCUCAGCAUCCGCAGUGAGGAGGAGCAGAAGGAGGUGGAGGAGGUGCUGAGAACCACCUCCUUCCUCCUCACACCGCAUGUUUGGGUGGGACUGCGCAGGUACCUGAUGGAUAGCAUUUGGUUUUGGAUGUCUGGCGCCUCAGUAAACUACAGCUACUGGAAGACACAUUCCCCCUCGCAAAUCUCCAGUCCCUGUGGGGGCGUCGACACCAGCGACCCCUUCCAUUGGACGGAUUUCCCAUGUGGAGAUCACCUUUACUUCAUCUGUUUGACAGACGGUCAGGAAGAAGACAAAAGAGUGACGUUCUACAGCAGCACCAGACCAUAAUCUCAGAUGAUCAUGAAGAGGAACUCAGUCUCACUCACUUCACUUAUCUUCAUCGCCCAUCUGUAUUGUCUUCCCAGCAAAUGCACAUUCAAAUGAUUUGGAUUGGAAGGCAACUACCGGGCAUUAAUAAUACAUCCUUCCAUUUGUUGAUUGCUUUCAUCACUCUGCAGCCAUGAAGUUGCAUAUAUUGAGACAAAACUUUAUCUAUAUGUCAAGAAAAGUUACUUUUUUCUGAGUUAUUCAAUUCUAUUUUCAAGAUAUGCUAAUUAUAUCCAGUUAGCAUGCUACUUUCAGUAGAUAUCCUUUGCA